AUGAUCAUUUUUAUCCUUUUUUUAACAGGUUUAUUAAGAAUGUUUCUGGAAAUUGCCAUUGUAUGCGCCGUGGUUGGUGCCAUUCUACUCGCUGUCAUCCCAAGACGGGCAAAACUAAACCUACCACCCGGCCCACGUCACUACCCGCUGAUUGGCAACCUACCUCAAUUGGCGGGAAAGCCUGGUCACGUGGCCAUGACUGAGAUGGCAAAAGAGUAUGGAAAGAUCUACACUAUGUACCUACCUGGAGGUCAACGUUGCGUGGUGGUCAAUUCUAUUGACCUUGCUAGAGAAGCCCUGCUUACCAAGAAGGAUGACUUCUCGGGGAGGCCCGCAAGUUACAUUUCCGGUUACUUGUCACGUGGUUUCAAGGAUAUCAUCUGCGCGGACUUCACGCAAGCCAUGAUUUACCAACGCAAGAUAGCGCACUCUGCUCUGCGCAUGUACGGAAGUGGCAUGAAGCGCCUGGAGGGGCUGAUAUGCAGUGAAAUGGAACUUCUCGCGAAAAGAAUCUCUUCCUACCAGGGAAGACCUUUCAACCCUAAAGAGGACAUCCAGCUGGCAGUAUUGAAUGUGAUCUGUGCUAUUGUUUACGGUGAGAGCUAUGACAUUGGCGAUGAUGAAUUUCUGAGAAUCGUCAAGUAUAAUGAUGACUUCAUCAGACUGUUUGGAAGUUACAACAUAUUGGACCUGAUCCCUCUGCUGCGCUUUUUACCCCUGGAAGACGUGAAGACACUGCGCGAGUCGAGAGCCAUAAGAGACGACAUCUUGGACACCAAAUACCGCGAACACAAAAUGAGGUUCGAAGAAGACAAUGCUAACAAUAACUUUGAGGUUCAGGACUUGACUGAUGCCCUGCUGAAAGCUUAUUACGAGGCAGAACAGGAAGACAGCAAAGUGACACAAUUGUUAUCGGAAGACCACAUUGUCAUGACAAUGAACGACGUUUUCAACGCAGGCUUGGAAACUUCAUCAACCACCCUCCGUUGGCUCAUGGCCUACAUGGCAACCUACCCAGAGGUUCAAGCGCGCGUCCAUGCAGAGUUGGAUGACGUCGUCGGCAGUGGGCGUAUGCCUUGCUUGAGUGAUCGCGGGAACUUGCCAUAUUUGGAAUCCACAAUAGCGGAAGUGCUCCGCAUCAGAGCAAUCGUGCCACUAUCCCUCCCACACAAGUCCACAUGUGAUACCACUCUGGGAGAUUACGACGUACCGAAAGAGACAAUGUUGAUUACUAACAUCUGGGCGAUCCACCACGACACAGACGAAUGGGAAAAGCCGGACGUAUUUAACCCUGAACGCUUUCUGGACUCACAGGGAAAAUUCUCAGCAGCGGGAGUUCGCAGUUACUUGCCAUUCAGCGCUGGUCGGCGUGGCUGCUUGGGCGAAUCCCUCGCCAAAACUGAGGUCUUUUUGAUCGCUGCAAGGCUUUUGCACCAGUUUAAAGUUGAAGUUCCAAUAGGAAAACCACUUCCAGAUUUAAGUGGCGAGGUGGGCGUAGUUUUAAUGCCCGGACACCAUGAAGUGUGCAUCACAGAGAGAUUGUAA
Messenger RNA from Porites evermanni, 1545 nucleotides. Lineage: Eukaryota; Metazoa; Cnidaria; Anthozoa; Scleractinia; Poritidae. The record is from the annotation of a GenBank genome assembly.